Molecule: messenger RNA, 237 nt
Organism: Lichtheimia ornata
Lineage: Eukaryota; Fungi; Mucoromycota; Mucoromycetes; Mucorales; Lichtheimiaceae
Exons: 2
Coding region: 1-237 (78 amino acids)
Source: RefSeq, a predicted model, not a curated record
AUGUUGAACAAGACUGUCCUUGCCACCUUUUUGCUCUUUGCCCUUCUCUUCAAUGCUGCUACCGCCUUCAAGUGUGUUCGUGACGACCAAUGUGACGAAUGGUGCAAGAACUAUGGUGAUGCCGCCGCUGGUUACUGUCUUAAGAGUGGAGGAUGCAUUUGCGCUAAGGACGAAAAGGAUAGCUGUAUCAUUGUAUUCUUGGUUGCUGGAGAACAGUUGCUGCAUGAUUUGCCUUGA